AUGGCGACUGGUGAUGGAAAGUUGAAGAUUGAAUUCUUGAAUCUUUUUGGACAAUGGAAACCUAUGAACCUGACUAAAGACUAUAAUCUAACAGGGAAACACAUUGAAACGAAUGUUCAAGGAAUAUCGGCCUCCUGGAAACUCAAAGCCAACCAAUUGGGGGAAUGUAUGCUUAAAGUUGAAAUCGACAGAAUGGCAGCAUUUCAACCAAGAAAUUUCACCAAUCCGACGCUUUCUUACAAAGAAAAUAGCUCCAAUGAUGAAAUUCUCUACUUAUUGAUAAUCAUUAUUGUUGAAGUUUGUGCUUUCUCUUGGCAA
Messenger RNA from Mesorhabditis belari, 318 nucleotides. The record is from the annotation of a GenBank genome assembly. NCBI's taxonomy places the organism in Eukaryota, Metazoa, Nematoda, Chromadorea, Rhabditida, Rhabditidae.